AGAUAUGACAUGCUGAAUACUCAGUCUUUGGCUAGGUUUCAGUCAUUGUUGAAAGGGAUUUGAGAAAUAUUUUCCCCAAACUAAAUUUAUGUUUGAAUGGAAGUAGACUUAAACAAACCAUUUCAUUUUGCAAAGGCAUUGCUCCUCAAGCUUUCUUUAGGCUAUCUAUGCUCAGAUUAUUCAGAAACUGCACUUAUGGAGUUAUGGACCACCUUUCUUUGCUGAUUUAUGCAUCUCUGAAGUGCACUAUCAGUGAAUAGUUAAUGUAUUCUUUACAUAGUAAAACCAUUAUAUUAUGAAAUCAAUACUACAUGGCUUCUACAAAAUGUGUUAAACUAUGAGAGAGUCAGAGAGUUUUAUAACUCAUAUGGUAUAAUGGAACAUUUAUAAGCUCAAAUAAUUUUUAAGAUAUAUAUUUUUCGAUCUGUGCUGUACAAUUAUUAUUAUUGUUUUUAGUGUAAGUGCAGUGCUCAGUGUGACAGAAUGUAAAAUGUGUGUGUGGUUAUCUAAAGAUUUAUUUGUUUUUAGGUCUUUCAAGAAGAUGUUCUUUGUGAAGGGGGUCAAAACAGCACGAGUCACACAACAAAGGGUAAUUUAUAAGACAUUACGGGGAAAUGAGCUAAAGGACAAAAAAAGGACAGAAACGGCGCUAAAGGCCGGGGAGGACAGAGCCAUUCUGUUGGGUUUGGGAAUGGUGUUCAGCUCAGUCAUGAUGUACUUUGUGAUCUGUAUCACCAUGGUGCGUGCUUAUGCAGAAAGUGUAUUGACCGACGAGACCACCUGCACUGUGCUAAACUCCACACUAACAAAGGAUAUCAAUUGUUCAUACAACUGUGGCUCUGACUGCUGGCGGAGCUCUAAGUUCCCCUGUCUGCAGGUCUAUGUCAGCCUGAACGCCACCGGCCGCAUUGGGCUUCUUUCUCACAAUGAGGAGAUGCUGGACAUCAGCUCUGAGUGUUUUUAUGUGCCAAAAUGCCAGAAGGACCACACCGCCCUGCAUGUUAUGAUCCAGAAUAUUUCAGAGCAUCUGAGGAUGCACCAGCAGGUGACAUGUUACCAUGACUCCAACGAGCAUCAGGGCAGUAUCCUUCUGAACCGUCUGUAUGGCAGCAGCACGCUCUUCCACUCUCUCUUCUGGCCCUCCUGCAUGUUAUCUGGAGGAACCCUCAUCAUACUCAUGGUCAAGCUCACUCAAUACCUUUCCAUACUGUGUGAACAAAUUGGCAGAACUCCAAAGUGAAAGAGGCUCAGUGAUUGACAGACUUAGUGAUGUGAAAGGAGCAGCUUUCAUUUUUCCUUCGAAUGGUUUUCGGAUUCCUGCUGUUCAAGGAUUGACUGGAAAUUGGUAUGA
This is a messenger RNA of Carassius auratus (goldfish), 1351 nucleotides long. It is a transcript of the gene kcnmb2a, whose product is annotated as potassium large conductance calcium-activated channel, subfamily M, beta member 2a. Gene Ontology annotation, biological process: detection of calcium ion; potassium ion transport. The transcript is spliced from 4 exons. Gene Ontology annotation, molecular function: potassium channel regulator activity; calcium-activated potassium channel activity. The record is from RefSeq and is a predicted model, not a curated record. Lineage: Eukaryota; Metazoa; Chordata; Actinopteri; Cypriniformes; Cyprinidae. The coding region runs from base 491 to 1240 and encodes 249 amino acids. Gene Ontology annotation, cellular component: membrane; voltage-gated potassium channel complex.